CCUGCGUUUGUGUGUGUCUGUGUCUUUCGGCCCGAACUUUGUGGGAAUUUAUAAUUAGUAGUUGAGGAUACAUCGGAAGAGGGAAAACCAUCCAUGAGAUUGAAAUGCUCGAGGCUCGAUAUCUCAAAUAAUAAAAAUGCCUCAAUGCUAUUUUAUUGUUGAAAAUACCUCGCCAUCUUGAUGCUGUCAAGGGGGCACAAGAAUUUUCGUGUGAUUGCACGAUGCAUGUGUGCAAAGAGUCGCAGUACGUACGACCUGCAUUGACGUUUACUCCCUAUCAGCCAAUGUUUUGAUUCAUCCAGUGAAUUAACAUACCUAUAUAUUUUCAUUAAUUUUCAAUCGCUUGCGCAAUAGACAAGGCAAAUUUUUCAAAAAAUCAACAGUAUUAUUUCUCCAGAUAUUUACAAGGGAAUGUUUUUAUUUGCCAAUGACAAUUGCAGUGAGUUUUGACUGAGAUAAAAGAAAAUUACGCAUGAGAGAAAAAAAAUGUAUUCCUAACUGCUGAUGAUUGAAGCGAGUGGCCAGUUAACGAUUGUGUCGUUAUUUUAAAUAACACUAUAUUGUUUGGAUGAGAGGGCGAGAUUAUUUAUCUUAUAUUAACAAUAACUGAAUGGUAAAAUGGCCACGGAUGUGAAGGAGUCUGAUACUGAGGACCACGAGAGACCUGCACCAGCUAAGAGACAAUGCAUGAAAAUUGUAAACAGUCAUGAUGAAAUGAGUCAUCAAACGGUUCAGGAUUCCAAGGGUUCUGACACUGCACCUGAAACUGAAUACGAAUUGACUGAAAAAUUGAUAAGGGAGCAGCUUCGCAGAUGGCAAGCUUGUCAGGUAGCCAAGGGUUUUGUCGACAACACCAUAAAUCGCGUGAUGGAGAAUUACAUUCUGGGGCCACAAGCUGAUGCCUCCCAGUUUCGAUUAUUUCGUGGAACUGACAUGGAAGACACUGCUGUAAUGAUGGCCAUAAGAAAUCACGGCUUGGUGCACUCUGGACAGUUGGAGGACGAGGGAAAUGAUAUCUAUCAGAGUUUUUCCAAUUCCUUGGAGAGAGAUGAGUCUAAAAACUUUGGCAUUCCACUAGCUGCUACCUCUUCAAAGACAUCACCUAGUGGUGUUGACAAUUGCCAGGAGAAUAUGAGGGAUAAAAUUGAUGACGGAGGAGAUGAGCAGGAUUUUUUGGAACGAGCAGUUGCAGAAGCUAUAAAAAUAAAAGGGCUGAGUGCCCUGAGUGUUGAUUAUGGUUGAAAUUAAAUCCCCAGAUGUCAACCUUUGUUGUUAUUUUUCUUCGGUCGAAUCACGCAUUCCAGUCGUACAGCCUAUAACAUUAUACUCCUACGGCCAAUUUUCUCAAUCUCUUUCUAUCUUAUCAAAUGAUUACUAAUUGCCAAUAAAUUAAUGACUUGGGAGCGCUGUUGGCCAGAAUAUCAUGUACAUUUAUUAAAUAGCCAUUCGAGCAGGAUUUAAUUGAGAAAAUAAAACGCUUGAACUGAAGGAAAAAUGUAGACCUCUCAUGCCAUAGAAAAAAUGUAACAGCUUCGUUCUUAUUGUACUAUAUGAACAUUUGUCAGCAGAUUAAUAUUAACGAGAAUAUUCUUGUAUCACAUGUAA
Messenger RNA from Fopius arisanus, 1605 nucleotides. RefSeq lists its product as uncharacterized. NCBI's taxonomy places the organism in Eukaryota, Metazoa, Arthropoda, Insecta, Hymenoptera, Braconidae. The coding region runs from base 619 to 1242 and encodes 207 amino acids. The transcript is spliced from 2 exons. The record is from RefSeq and is a predicted model, not a curated record.